Caenorhabditis briggsae is the source of this 213-nucleotide messenger RNA. The transcript is spliced from 2 exons. The coding region runs from base 1 to 213 and encodes 70 amino acids. NCBI's taxonomy places the organism in Eukaryota, Metazoa, Nematoda, Chromadorea, Rhabditida, Rhabditidae. The record is from RefSeq and is a predicted model, not a curated record.
AUGAAAUUGUUCUAUGUUUUGGCUUUUUUGCUUGGAGCAUUUUUCAUAUUAUCUGAUGCUAGGAGCCCAAGAAGCUGCUUCAAAAAAUUGAAUAGUAUGAUAUUUUUGAUUUGUGAAGGACCAUGUGAACACGACGCUUCUGACAUGCUGCAGCUCGCGUGCUCCGGAACACAAGUACCAAAAUCGGAGAUCAAGCUUAGAUGCUGCCCAUAG